Molecule: messenger RNA, 2449 nt
Organism: Melanotaenia boesemani (Boeseman's rainbowfish)
Lineage: Eukaryota; Metazoa; Chordata; Actinopteri; Atheriniformes; Melanotaeniidae
Product: transmembrane 6 superfamily member 2-like
Exons: 10
Coding region: 306-1439 (377 amino acids)
Biological process (GO): regulation of lipid metabolic process; lipid homeostasis
Cellular component (GO): endoplasmic reticulum-Golgi intermediate compartment membrane; endoplasmic reticulum membrane
Source: RefSeq, a predicted model, not a curated record
UAGUAACGUGCUGCAAAAUAUCAAAGCUCUCAGAUAUGCGUACGAGGAAGAGGAGUCCUCAUGUGAACUUUGAAACAGGCAACUAUAUAUCAGACGUGUUGGAGCACCGUUGUUGCCUCACCACAGGUCAAAAGGCCAGCAGUGACACUCCUUUUAACCCUCUCCUUCAUUCUGCUGCGGUGGACAGGGCGCUGCUCUUCGACAUGCCUCGUUUCAGCGCCAGUAAACGUGUUUAACUGGGAAUAUUUCUGUCUGAACUAUUUAAGAAGUCAUCUAGGAUUUUUUAAAAGAACACGUUUGCAAGAAUGAAGCCGCCGGCUGAAGUCAGCGUAUUUCUGAUCUCUCUGUUGGCUCCCGGAGUUCUGUUCACAAUGAACAACAUCCCUGCGUUUCAGGAACCUCUUCCUAUUCUGGGAAUGGGAAUGGUUAUCCUUGGAUCUGUUCUUCUCCUCCUCCUCCUCCUCACAGUGCAGCACAAGACAAAAGUGGACCCUUUAUUCUAUGUGUUUGCAGAGUUUUCAUUUAUCUGCAUGGUGGGCUUAACCAAUGCUUUAGAGCAAGAUGGCUUCAUUUCUGGCUUCAUGGAUUUUUACAUUAAGAUGGGCGAGCCUCACCUUAGUACGGCCUAUGCUGUAAUGAUGUCAUAUUGGGAGGGUGUUGUGCACUUCACCCUCUUCCUCAUAAUUAUUCAUCGCAUGUUUGCAGGGAAGUCCUACAGAAGUCUGGGCUUGCUGUGGGCAGGCUCCUCCAUUGCCCAUCAAAUUGUUUUUAUCCCAGGAGUGGUCAUUGGUAAGUAUGGGUCUAACAUUCGACCAGCCUUUUGGAGGAACGUUCCCUUCUUUUUGCUGCCUUUCUGGGCAGCUUCUCUGCUGUUUAGCAGACCAAGGGAGAUGCCAAUCAUUACAGCAGACAAGAUUGCUGCAGAGCAGAAGAAGAGUCUGCUGUCUCGACCCGUAGACCUUCUUUUGUCACUCCUGUUACUGGGUGCCAUGGCCUUCACCGUUUUCAGAGGUUUUGUAGUACUGGACUGUCCUCUUGACACCUGUUUCACCUACAUCUAUCAGUAUGAGCCAUACCUCAAAGACCCAGUUGGGUUUCCCAGGAUUAUGAUGCUGAUGUAUUUGUUCUACGCUGUGCCCCUGCUCGCUGUCCUCAUCUAUGGUCUGAAAACACCUGGCUGCCGCUGGAUGUUGGACUGGACCAUCUUUUUUGCUGGAGCUAUGGUUCAGACCCAGUGGUGUCAUAUCGGAGCAUCUUUGCACUCACGCACUCCAUUCACCUACCGAGUCCCAGCGGACAGACGAUGGCCUGUUAUUGCCCUCAAUGUGCUGCUUGCAGUUGCACCAGUUCUGCUAGCCCUGCGCUGCCAUACCAACCCUGCUUAUUUUAUGACACCCGUUCAUGAGGGACAAACCAAGAACGAGAAGAAGACAAAGUAGACAACACAUCAGCUGCUGACUGUUGAGGAAUAAUUCAUGCUGUGACAAGACAGUGUUUUUUUGGGAAUGAAAAAAAAAGGGUGCAGAAACUGCAAUGUACAUACAUUUAUUUUCCAACCCUGAAACUCAAAGGGAAUCCAGGAACAUUGCUCUCUGAGUCAACUGUUCAAAAUCAGUCACUUCACAAAACACUCCCUGCAUGAACUGUUGGACCCUGAUAAGAGAACUGUUGAUGGAGGUGAGGACUGCGACCAGAUCGUACAGCUUUCAGGUGGUUCAUGCAGAUACCCGGUUGAAAUCUUCUCAAGCGUAGACUACUAACCUGGAUCCUACAUGUCAACCAUACACACUGUGAUAUUAUGCUUAUGUUUUCUGCAGGAAUUCAGACAAAAAUUCUGAUCCUGUAAAAUGGUCAGGGUCAGUGAUGACCAUCACAGCUCUCAUCCUGUAUAAACUGAGUAUAAUAAAUGUGGAGAGGAUUCACUGAAUAACUUAGGAGCUGCUAAUGACGGCGAUAACUAACUCAGGCUGCAGAUAACUUAGCUAAGUCAACAGUUUGAUAAACAACGCACUGGGGCUGAUUAACUCUAAAUUACAAAUGACAAAAUACCUUACAUUACAAGCCAUUCAUCACUAUUUCUACAAGCAAAACAGAGGAACUUAAUUUUUUUGUGUGCGUGUGUAAAAACGUCCAAAACUAUACAGUUUAGUUUACAAAAUGAUUUUUUUAAGAAAGCAAAGAAAAAGCUCACUAGAAAAACUUAGGCCAAAAAAGGUAAUGCUUAUUUUCUUUUGAAAAAUGUUCUAAAUGAUAAUCAAAUAAUUCCACCAUCUGCUGUCUAUUAACUGAUGUACCAUCUAAGUGUUUUUAUUGUAUUUUUUUUUGUUUGUUUUUUUUUUUUGCUUUUGGAAUAUAAAGAAACAGAUCUCCUGAGAUAACGCAGUGUAACUGUUUGAUUUAAUUGCCUUUGUGUUGAUCCUUUUUAAAAUACACUCAGUCUGUGAGCUUA